Messenger RNA from Acanthopagrus latus (yellowfin seabream), 6364 nucleotides. It is a transcript of the gene f5, whose product is annotated as coagulation factor V. NCBI's taxonomy places the organism in Eukaryota, Metazoa, Chordata, Actinopteri, Spariformes, Sparidae. The coding region runs from base 95 to 5920 and encodes 1941 amino acids. Gene Ontology annotation, molecular function: copper ion binding. The transcript is spliced from 25 exons. The record is from RefSeq and is a predicted model, not a curated record.
UGACAGAUAAAGCGCAGAGCGGACCUCUCUGUCAGAUCACAGCUUCUUCACUCACAGAGCAGACCGGUCUCACCUGUGGGACUGAUCCAAGAAUAUGAGGCUCUGUUCAUGGGCUGGAGCCUGGUGUCUCCUGCUAGUCCUGACUCUUCUGACUGUCCUUCAUGUCAAAGCAGACCAGCAUCCAGCCAGGGAGAGACACUAUUAUAUAGCUGCUGUUGAAAUAGACUGGAACUACUCUGGGAAUGACACACAGAGGUUUGGCCCCACCUAUAAGAAAGUGGUCUUUCGGGAGUAUGAGAAAGAUUUCAAACAGGCUAAGACUCAUCCCUCCUGGUUAGGGCUGCUUGGACCCACACUAAGGGCAGAGGAGGGGGAGACGAUUGUCGUCACUUUCAGAAACAUGGCGACUGGACUACACAGCAUCCACGCACAUGGGGUCGCCUACGGGAAACAGUCAGAGGGAGCCAACUACUUUGACAACACAUCACAGAGAGAGAAAGAGGAUGAUGUUGUGCGGCCCAACAGAGAACACGUUUACUACUGGGAAGUGACACCAGAUGUUUCUCCACAGCCAAAUGACCCAACCUGUCUCACUUACACUUAUGUCUCCCACCAAAAUGUUGUGGAGGACUACAACUCGGGUCUCAUUGGUACCUUACUCAUCUGCAAGCCUGGCAGUCUGGAUGAGUCUGGAAAACAGGUUGGCGUCCACCAGGAGUAUGUGUUCCUCUUUGGGGUUUUCGAUGAGAAAGAGAGCAAGUACAAGCCAAACAGCUAUGCCCCAGACAAGCAUGUGAAAUACACCAUCAAUGGAUUCACAGAGGGAUCACUACCAGAUGUCAGUCUGUGUGCCCAUGCCUCUGUGAGCCUACAUCUAGUGGGGAUGAGUUCAGAGCCUGAGGUAUUUUCUGUACAUAUGAAUGGGCAGGUGCUGAAGCAGAACGGGCAUAAAAUGUCAUCAGUGGGCCUGAUCAGCGGCUCCUCUACCACUGCCAGCAUGGUGGCUCUCCACACAGGUCGAUGGCUGCUAUCCUCACAUACCAUCAAGCACAUGGAAGCUGGCAUGCAUGGUUUUGUGGAUGUGACAAAGUGUGAUGGCUUUCAAGCUCCCAGGCGAAGGAUGACGAUUGAACAAAAGCGACAAAGCAAGGAGUGGAUAUACUACAUAGCUGCUGAGGAAGUUGUCUGGGACUAUGCACCUACCAUGAACGAACAUGUUGAUGAGGACUUCAAGUUACAGUACCUGAGACGGUCACCAACAAGCAUAGGUCCGAAAUACAAGAAGGCCGUCUACACGCUGUACAAAAAUGCAUCAUUCACCGAAAGGUCAGAGACCAAGCAAAGGAGGAAUGAACUUGGGAUCUUGGGCCCGGUGAUCAGAGCACAAAUCAGGGAUGUUAUCAAGAUAGUUUUCAAGAACAUGGCAUCCAGGCCCUACAGUAUCUAUCCACAUGGACUUACAAUAGAGAAGUCGGAGGAGGGAGUCAACUACCCAGCAGGAGGUAACCAGUCUCAUGGUGUUAAGCCAGGCGAGACACACACCUAUGUAUGGAGAGUGGUUGAAGAGGAUGAGCCUUUUGAUGACGACUCUCGAUGUCUGACACGCCAGUACCACAGUGCAGUGGACACGCCGCGUGACAUUGCCUCAGGAUUGAUAGGACCUAUCCUGAUCUGCAAGAGCCAGUCCCUCAAUGUCAGGAACGUGCAGCUGAAAGCCGACAAGGAGCAGCAUGCCGUGUUCACUGUGUUCGAUGAGAACAAGAGCUGGUACCUGGAUGACAACAUUCGCCAAUACUGCGAUCAAUCCAGAGUCAACAAGGCAGACCCAGACUUUUAUAAGUCCAACGUUAUGCACACAAUUAACGGUUAUGCAUUUGAGAGCGGCCCACUCUUAGGCUUCUGCAAUGGUGAGGUUGCAACGUGGCAUGUGUCCAGUAUUGGAGCACAGGACUACAUCCAGACAGCUACUUUCUAUGGCCAUACAUUUACACUGAAUGAGCGGACAGAGGACUUUCUCAGCCUCUACCCCAUGACUGGAGAGACCAUCAGUAUGAACAUGGACAACAUUGGUGUCUGGCUCCUGGCCUCCCUGAAUUCCCAUGAGACAACAAAAGGAAUGCGCUUAAAGUUUCAGGAUGUUGAGUGCUAUCGUGACUACCAGUAUGAUUACAGUGACACUGAUGAUCAAGCAGCAGGAAAAGAAUUUGACGUGUGGAAGCCUCCGAGCUUGGAUGAAAUAAAGAAAGAAGAGGAGAAGCCAAAACCUGUAAAAGAGAAACCGGUGGACCCAGAUGAUCGAACAGCAAUGUAUGCAGCUGAAUUAGGUCUCAGGUCUCAGAGGAUCCAAUCUAGUAGCACAGAUGUUGAGCAGCUGGACCUCUCUUUCCUCGACUACGAUGAUAAUGAUGUGUUUGAUGGAGAUACAAAUAUCACACUUAAUUUCACAGAGACAAAGAGAAAAAAUGAGACUUCUGUUCUAAAGCCUAAUGCACUAAAUGACACAUUAUUCCCAAACUGGAAAGAGUUGGAUGGACUAAACCUCACAGCAGUUAAUCUGCUAGCCCAAAGCAUCAGUGAGAAUAUAACACAUAUGCAAAACAGCAGUAUGCCAUCAACUUUUGAGAGUAAGCCACUAAAUAAAACUGUUUAUAAUCCAAAUAUGUUAUCAAAGAAUGACAGUUUAACAAGAAGUAGCAGUGCUUCUGCUAAUGCCUCAAAUUGUGAUAAUUUAGCAGUUUCUGACACAAACAACACAACAGUUCACAAUGUUACAUCAUCACCAGUGGUCAGAAAUGUAUCUGCAGGGAUUACCAAUCUUACUGUAACAGUACAAGAAACCAUCAAUUGUCCACAAAUCUUGGUGGAGAAACUCACUAGUGGGGAUGUGCCUCCACCCACUUCAAGCACCGACAAUCUCAACAGUGCACAAGAAGGCAACGUCACCUCUCUGUCACACAUUUUGAAAAAGCAAGUUAACCUGACAGCAGAUGGAUUAAACCAUUCAAUGUCUAUUCAAACGGCUGGAGAGGGUGACGUCAGCAGCACAGGCAGAUACAACAUGACCGUCUUGAUGAGCAUGUGCAACAAAACCAAUGGCAAUGACUCUCGGAUCACCACAGCAGAGCCUGGGUAUGGAAAAGAGAAUUUCUCUGAAAUUGUGACUAUUCCAGUCAACUCCAGCCUUGAAAAUGUAACUGAUGUUUUGCUCAAAACCAGGCCCUUACAGAAUGUCACAGUGAACACGUCCAUAUCAGAUUCAUCAUCAGAGAUGAUUUCGCACAAUCGAGAGAAUGUCACAGCUCUUAGUGGCGAGAUGAACCACACAGGUGUGGAAAGUUUCUCCAAUGAGACUUCAAUUAACCUGUCCCUCUCCAGAGAUGAGCAAAGUGCCUCAGAUAUCACUGAAGACGUAUUCAUCUACCUUAAAGAGAACAGUACAAAUUUGAUCAAGACCACCUCAGUCAAAACCCAGGGUCACAACUGGACUUACGAUGGAACUCAUCAAAUGGUACCCAAGGACAUUCCCGAUGACCUGAAAAAAUAUUUUGGGAGAGAAAUCCCUAAAGCAACUCCAACCCCAAAACAGAUCAGGAAGGUGAACAUUCGACAGCGGCCCCAGAAGGGCCAAGGCAUGAAAACAAGGAAGAGGAAGGAAUACAAGCCUCAGGCCAGGAGUGGCCUACCAUUCUCCCCUCGUGGAUUCAAUCCAGGCAUGACCCCACGUGGGUCACGACCCCAUGUGCCAAAACCUGUCUCUGAUGAAGAGGAGCUCAUUAACAUCCCUGUUGUUAUUGGUGUACCCCGGCCUGAUUUCAGUGACUAUGAGCUGUACGUUCCUGGAGAUGAACCAGAUCAUCAAGUGCUUGAUGGGCACGACGUGAGAGCAGAUGAAUAUGAGUAUGUGAUGUACAAAGACCCCUACAGCAGUCAUGAAGACAUCAAGAAUCUCAACCUGGACGACACCACUAAAUACUACUUAAAAAUCUUCGGCACAAAUGUCAAGACUUAUUUCAUUGCUGCAGAGGAGGUUGAAUGGGACUAUGCUGGCUACGGACAGAGGAGGCAAGAUAAGUUGCAACACAACAGCCGAGAAACCAAGUUCACCAAAGUGGUCUUCCGAAGUUACAUGGACAGUGGCUUCAGCACACCUGAAAUCCGUGGAGAGCUAGAUGAGCAUCUUGGCAUCCUGGGACCUGUCAUCAAGGCGGAGGUUGGACAAACCAUCAUGGUGGUGUUCAAGAACAAUGCCAACCGUCCAUACUCCUUACAUCCUAAUGGGGUUUCCUAUACCAAGCAAACAGAGGGUCUCAAAUAUGAGGAUGGCUCUAAGUACUGGUAUAAAUACGACAAUGAGGUUCAACCUGGUACCAACUUCACAUACAUAUGGAAGGUCCAGUCUAUGGUUGGGCCAAAGCCAGAGGAGUCUCAGUGUCGGACCUGGGCCUAUUAUUCGGGUGUUAAUCCUGAAAGAGACGUGCACUCCGGCUUGAUCGGACCUCUGCUGGUGUGUCGAGAGGGCGCCCUGAAAAGUGACUUAGUAGACAUGAGGGAGUUCACACUACUUUUCAUGACCUUUGAUGAGUCGCAGAGCUGGUACUAUGAGAAGAACCUUGAGACCAUGCAGAGGAAAAACCGAAGGAGAGUUAUGGACUCAAACUUCAAGGAGACCCUCAAGUUCCAUUCCAUCAAUGGCAUUAUCUACAACUUGAAGGGCCUAAGGAUGUACACCAACCAGCUUGCGUGCUGGCACCUGAUCAACAUGGGCUCUCCCAAGGACUUUCAGAGUGUCCACUUCCACGGACAGACGUUCCUUCACAAGAAGAUCACCAGCUACAGACAGGCAGUCUACCCCCUGCUGCCUGGGAGUUUUGAUACUCUGGAGAUGUACCCAUCCAAACCUGGCCUAUGGCAGCUGGAGACAGAAAUUGGUUUCAACCAACAGAAGGGCAUGCAGACCCUCUUUUUGGUUCUAGAUAACGAUUGCUACCGUCCACUGGGUCUACAGUCAAACAGUGUAAAAGACAACCAAAUUACAGCAGUCAACACUAGAGGAUAUUGGGAGCCCCAUCUUGCCAGAUUGAACAAUCAGGGUAAAUACAAUGCGUGGAGCACAGAACAGAGCUCCAGCUGGAUUCAGGUGGACUUCCAAAGACCAGUUGUGAUCAGCCAAGUGGCCACUCAGGGAGCCCGGCAGAUGUUCCAGUCCCAGUUUGUGACUAAGUAUGCUAUCUCCUACAGCACAGAUCGCAGGAAGUGGAUCUUCUACAAGGGCGACAGCAGGGACCUCAGGAAGGUAUUCCCUGGGAACCAGGAGGCCUAUGAAACAAAGAAAAACAUUUUCUUUCCUCCUGUGGUUGGACGGUUUAUUAGGCUCCACCCAAUCGACUGGUACAGCAAGGCUACAGUCCGCAUGGAGUUCUACGGCUGUGAGCUUGAUGGCUGCUCUGUGCCUCUGGGGAUGGAGAGCGGACUGAUAGAAGACCACCGCAUCACAGCCAGCUCCAUAGCUUCCAGCUGGUACUCAGGACCCUGGAACCCUGCUCUUGCACGCCUCAACAGACAAGGCACCAUCAAUGCUUGGCAGGCUAAGUAUAAUGACAUGAACCAGUGGCUGCAGGUAGAGCUGCCCCAAAUUAAGAAGAUCACAGGUAUCAUAACACAAGGAGCCAAGUCUCUGGGGACGGAGAUGUAUGUCAUCUCCUACUCUCUGCAGUACAGCGACAAUGGGAUACACUGGAACCAUUACACUGAUGACGAGGGCCUCACUUUCAAGACGUUUUUAGGAAAUACGGAUAACAAUGACCACGUGAAGAACUACAUCUACCCUCCGAUUUUCUCCCGCUUCAUAAGAAUCAUCCCCAAAAGUUGGAUGACUUCCAUCACCAUGAGAGUAGAACUACUAGGCUGUGACUUUGAAUGACACACACACACACACACACACACACACACACACACACACACACACGCACACACGCACGCAAACUGAAACAUAUGUCAUCUGAAUCCAGAUAUAUGCACAUUCGCUACCAAACAUAGGGUCAUGUAUGGAAGGAAAUGUUCUUUUUCAAAUUCGGUAAUCAGAUGCAGAAAGGAAUUUAGUGUUUUACAAAUGAAUACAGAGAAAAGUGAUUUAUUAUAUAAAUAUAUGUCCAGUUAACAUUAGUUUCAAAACUCAUAGGAGUACACUAAGUAUGAGUAAUCUUAACCAUAUUGUCAGUAGUUUGGAGGGUAUUUUUGAAAUACUAAAAGCUUUUUUAAGCUGAUAUAUGCCAUUUUUUCUCUUGAAAUGAAUAAAAAUGAAUGUAAAUAUGUAAGUAGAGAUCAUGUCAUUUAUUUUUCAAUAAAUAUGAUUACCAUUCUUAUU